UAUCAUGCGCCGCGCUCCUCCUGCUCACGCUAGAGAGUAGUAGAGACCAUACCCCCUUCCCAAGUUACAAACCCCCAACUGUACUUUAUUUUCCCCUUCCACAAUCCAUGGAUCUGUAAAUAUCAACUCCCAUACACAUUGCACCGCGAAUUUAUCAUACCAGUGAAUUGAUUUUGAUCCUGUUUUUUUUUUCUCUUUUUUUUCUGAGUGUGGAUUUUAAGAAAUGGCGUUGGGGAGGUGGAUAGAAUGCAGAGGCGAUCUUCUGGAGGAGGGGGCUAAAUCACUGCGGCUUCGGCUGAGGGAUCGCUUCAGAGUGGCGGCGGUUGACUAUCAUCGCCGCCGGAAUUUGAUGAUUGCCGAUCGGAGCAACUACUUCUCCUCCACCGUACAACGGUGGCUCGAUCGCUUCUCCGAUUUCCGUAGGGGCUCGCUGCCUUCCUCUUCAACUUUUUACCGUAAAAUAGUGAGUAAGGAUAUUGACGCAGAAGAUGAUUCGGCCGUGACCCGCAUGCUCCAGGCCGUUGCUGCUCCUGUGAUUGGAAAUGUUUGCCAUGUUUUCAUGCAUGGCCUGAACCGUGUCCAGAUAUUUGGAGCAGAAAAAUUACAAAAUGUACUGCUGCAUAGGCCAGAGAACAAGUCUCUGAUUACGGUUAGCAAUCAUGUUGCAGCCAUGGAUGAUCCUUUAGUUAUUGCUUCCCUGCUUCCGCCUAGCAUGCUGUUAGAUGCAAAUGGCUUGAGGUGGACUCUGUGUGCAUCGGAUAGAUGUUUCAAGAAUCCAGUUACAUCAGCAUUCUUCAAGUAUGUGAAAGUACUGCCAGUUUCUCGCGGGGAUGGGAUUUAUCAAAAGGGUAUGGACCUGGCUAUUUCGAAACUGAACCGCGGGGGAUGGGUUCACAUAUUUCCUGAAGGUAGUCGUUCCCGAGAUGGUGGGAACUAUGGAUCUGCGAAAAGAGGCACUGGAAGGCUCAUAUCGAGAAAUCUGGGGCUGAAGCUGCAAGUCGAAAGAAUAGCCACAGAGCAAGCGCUGCAACUUCCGAAAAAUCCUUCUCACGCCUCAGAACGCGCAACUGGUCUCUUACAAAACAUCGAUUGGGAAUCACAUGGGAUGGCAAACUAUGUAGGCAUCGACAAUGAUAGCUCGCAAAGGCAGGAUAUACUGUUCGAACCCAACGUAGCUGAAAAAAUCUAUCCUAGAGAGAGAAAUUUUAGAGUCGGCUUCUCAGCUGGUGGUGGUGGAUUUGUGUCGAGUAUACGAAGUUAUAUGGACUCGACGGAGUUAAUGGUUUUUGCAGCGAGAGGUUUAUUCGAAAAUCAUAGAACAAACGAGUGUUUAGGUAGUGUAGAUGGAGUUAGUCCUUUGAAGGUGUGGAACAAUAUUUGGAAGUCUGUUUCUGGGAAUGAUCAUUUCCCUCUUAAUUCGGUUCUCACUGAUGCAAUGAGACGUUGA
Erythranthe guttata (spotted monkey flower) is the source of this 1447-nucleotide messenger RNA. The record is from RefSeq and is a predicted model, not a curated record. NCBI's taxonomy places the organism in Eukaryota, Viridiplantae, Streptophyta, Magnoliopsida, Lamiales, Phrymaceae.